Messenger RNA from Chaetura pelagica (chimney swift), 1500 nucleotides. Its product is annotated as septin-5-like. The record is from RefSeq and is a predicted model, not a curated record. Gene Ontology annotation, cellular component: cell division site; septin ring; synaptic vesicle. The transcript is spliced from 12 exons. Lineage: Eukaryota; Metazoa; Chordata; Aves; Apodiformes; Apodidae. The coding region runs from base 1 to 1500 and encodes 499 amino acids. Gene Ontology annotation, biological process: regulation of exocytosis; cytoskeleton-dependent cytokinesis. Gene Ontology annotation, molecular function: GTP binding; GTPase activity; molecular adaptor activity.
AUGGGGUUUGUGGGGGCUCUGGCUACUCCAGAAAACUCAGAGGAGCAGCAGGGGGCCCAGGAGGAAUGUCCUUGUCCCCUGGAGUGCCAGGAGCCAGCUGCCAUCCCACUGCCACAAGCUAUAAAGCAUUUCCUGAAGGACGACUCGGAGGAAGCUGAGCUGACCCAGUUCCUGAGGGAUUGCCCAUCAGCUAACAGCUCCAGGAAGGUGGAGCCACCAGAGAACAGGCAGGAGCCUGGCCACCCACCCUGCGGCUUGGGCCGGGUCCCCCCUGACGAACCCACCGAUGAGAGGGAUGCCAGGAUCUUCUCCCGGUCUCGACCCUCGGAUUUGCAGCAGCACAUCGCUGCCCCUCCACCCCCCAGCCCCAACCGUCCGCGGAGCCCCUGGGGGCAGCUGGACCCCUAUGACUCCUCCGAGGAUGACAAGGAGUACGUGGGUUUUGCCACGCUGCCCAGCCAGGUCCAUCGGAAGUCAGUGAAGAAGGGCUUUGACUUCACCCUCAUGGUAGCAGGGGAAUCCGGGCUAGGCAAGUCAACCCUGGUCAACAGCCUCUUCCUGACAGACAUGUACAGAGACCGCAAGCUGCUGAACGCUGAAGAGCGCAUCACGCAGACAGUGGAGAUCACCAAGCAUGUGGUGGACAUUGAGGAGAAGGGUGUCAAGCUGCGCCUGACCAUCGUGGACACACCUGGCUUUGGUGACGCCGUGAACAACACCGAGUGCUGGAAGCCAGUGGCUGACUACAUCGACCAGCAGUUUGAACAGUAUUUCCGUGAUGAAAGCGGCCUCAACCGGAAAAACAUCCAGGACAACCGCGUCCACUGCUGCAUCUACUUCAUCUCACCCUUCGGCCAUGGGCUCCGGCCCCUGGAUGUGGAGUUCAUGAGAGCCCUGCACCAGCGGGUGAACAUCGUGCCUGUGCUUGCCAAGGCUGACACCCUGACCCCUGCUGAGGUGGAGCGUAUGAAGAAUAAGAUCCGAGAGGAGAUCGACCAGUACGGCAUCCGCAUCUACCAGUUUCCAGAGUGUGACUCGGAUGAAGAUGAGGAGUUCAAACUGCAGGACCAGGCACUGAAGGAGAGCAUCCCCUUCGCUGUCAUCGGCAGCAACAUGAUCGUGGAGGCCAAAGGCCGGCGUGUCCGUGGGCGCCUCUACCCCUGGGGCAUUGUAGAAGUGGAGAACCCGUCCCACUGUGACUUUGUGAAGCUGCGGACGAUGCUGGUGAGGACCCACAUGCAGGACCUCAAGGACGUGACUCGGGAAACCCACUACGAGAACUACCGCACGCAGUGCAUCCAGAGCAUGACCCGCAUGGUGGUGAAAGAGAGGAACCGCAACAAGCUGACACGGGAGAGUGGGACAGAUUUCCCCAUCCCUGUCAUCCCUCCAGUGCCGGAUGCAGAGACAGAGAAGCUCAUUCGGGAGAAGGACGAGGAGCUGCGCCGGAUGCAGGAGAUGCUGCAGAAGAUCCAGAAGCAGAUGAAGGACUCGCACUAG